Molecule: messenger RNA, 3102 nt
Organism: Prosopis cineraria
Lineage: Eukaryota; Viridiplantae; Streptophyta; Magnoliopsida; Fabales; Fabaceae
Product: probable inactive receptor kinase At4g23740
Exons: 3
Coding region: 690-2585 (631 amino acids)
Biological process (GO): protein phosphorylation
Molecular function (GO): protein kinase activity; protein binding; ATP binding
Source: RefSeq, a predicted model, not a curated record
UGCAUCCUGCAGUUUCUGCUCCUUUUACUUUUGUUGUUGUAUCUCCAUUGUUUUUUCCACUUCUAUCAACUUCUUUACCCUAAACGAAGCAGCUGCACAUCAUCUAAGAAAAUAUUUUCACCCAGAAAGCAUCGCCUAUAUGUAGAGUUUAAGAAGCUUAAUUAUCCGUAUCUUAUAGUACUGUCGAUGCUAUAUUAUAUAUAUUGCAUGUUGAUCUCACCACAUUAUUAUAUUGUAUUUUUAUUGGGUUCCUCCUCCACAUGCCCCAUCCUGUUCGUGCGGCAUGAAAUAUUGUGAGACCUUGAACCUCUAAAUGAUUACCGAUGGAUUAACUUGUUUCUUUUGCAUGUGAAGCUGCCGAUUCCACAAGCAUAUACCAGCUCAUCUUCUCCAUCACGACCGAUAACCCCAUCAUUGCAACGAACCCCGAUUUUGGAUGGAUUUUCGCCCUCUAACUGCUUCUGGAACACGAUAGUGCUAUUUCUGGUUUGCUUCUGGCCCUACUCGAUUUCUUCUUGCAAACCCCAAUUCGUUGCUUGUGCGGGACAUUGCCGGCUGUCUCUGGAUCUUGAUCUAGCUUCCAAGUUUUGAAAUCCACAAUCACAAGAAGAUGCGACCAGGAUCUUGCGGAGAGUCGUUCGUGCAAGUUCCUUGAACAACGAUCUCAUCGUCUUCAGUGAAGCGAGAAAAUGGGCAAGAAAACGAGCCUCUUGAUAACUUUGUCAGCAGCCUUCAUCACUGGGGCAAUUUUCGUGAGUGUUGGUGCUGAGCCAGUGGAAGAUAAAAAAGCGUUGCUUGAUUUUUAUCGCAAUAUCGGUCACUCUCAUCCUCUCAACUGGGAUGAGAAUUCUUCUGCAUGCAAAAGCUGGAGAGGAGUGUUCUGCAACAGUAAACAAUCCAGAGUCGUAGCCCUCCAUUUACCAGGAGCUGGGUUGAGCGGUCCAUUCCCAUCUAAUACUCUUGGUCGUCUUUCAGAACUACAUACUUUGAGUCUUAGAUCCAAUAGAAUAACGGGUCCUUUUCCUUCUGAUUUCUCUGAGCUUAAAAAUUUGAGUUAUGUUUAUCUCCAAUUCAACAAGUUUUCCGGUCCACUGCCAUCGGAUUUUUCAGGUUGGAAUAAUCUUAUUGUUAUCAAUCUAUGCAAUAAUUCUUUUACUGGAAGCAUCCCUUCGUCCAUUUCAAAAUUGACUCAUCUCACAUAUUUAGUCCUAGCAAACAACUCGCUUUCAGGGGAAAUUCCUGACCUCGAUAUCCCUAGCCUAAAAGAGCUAAAUUUAGCCAACAACCACCUUAGUGGGGUUGUGCCUAAAUCCCUUGAGAGAUUUCCAGGUUCAGCUUUUGCUGGUAACGACAAUCUUACAACAGAAAAUGCAAUUCCUCCGGCAAUGCCACUUCAGCCGCCAAAUGCUCCUCCGAGAAUGAAAACCAAACUAAGUGAACCUGCAUUAUUGGCUAUAAUCAUUGGUGGCUGUGUGCUAUUAUUUCUGGUGAUUGCAGCUUUCUUGCUUAUCCGCAGCUAUCAGAAAGGAGAUGAAGAUUUGCCACCAGUGAAGUCAAAGAAAAAGGAAGAGUCUCUGAAAAAAGAAGCAUCUGAAACUGAAAGUCAGGACAAGAACAAGAUUGUGUUCUUUGAGGGUCGCAAUCUUGCCUUUGACCUGGAAGACCUGUUGAGAUCAUCUGCCGAGGUACUAGGAAAAGGAACUUUCGGGACCACAUACAAGGCUGCUCUAGAUGAUGUAACCACGGUGGUGGUGAAGAGAUUGAAGGAAGUUGUGGUCGGAAAACGUGAGUUUGAACAGCAGAUGGAGGUGGUGGGGAGGAUUAGGCACGAUAAUGUGGUUCCAUUAAGGGCAUACUAUUAUUCCAAGGAAGAGAAACUUAUGGUGUAUGAUCACUUCGAACAGGGUAGCGUUUCUGCAAUGUUACAUGGUAGGAAAGGGGAAGGCAGGGCUUCUUUAGACUGGGAUAGCCGGCUGAGAAUUGCGAUCGGUGCAGCAAGAGGGAUGGCUCAUAUCCACACACAACAUGGAGGGAAACUAGUACAUGGGAACCUAAAAGCCUCAAACGUCUUCUUAAACUCGCAAGGAUAUGGUUGUGUAUCUGAUGCAGGCUUGGCGACAUUAACAAGUUCAAUGGCCUUACCAGCACAGAGAACCGGAGGGUACCGUGCACCGGAAGUAACAGACAUGAGAAAAGCGAGCCAUGCGGCUGACAUAUACAGUUUUGGGGUGCUGGUGCUUGAGCUUCUGACCGGGAAAUCACCCAUACAUGCCACAGGGAGUGAGGAGGCGGUGCACCUGGUUAGGUGGGUGAAUUCAGUGGUGAGGGAGGAGUGGACGGCGGAGGUGUUUGACGUUGAGUUACUGAGAUAUUCGAAUAUUGAGGAAGAAAUGGUAGAUAUGUUGCAGAUAGGGAUGGCAUGCGCGGUGAGGGUGCCAGAACGGAGACCAAAAGUGCAACAUGUUGUGAGGAUGUUGGAGGAAGUUCGUAAAGUGAAUACCGGGACCCAAUCAUCCACGGAAGCUUCCACACCGACCCCACAAGCAAUUAUUGACGUACCUUCUUCUUCCUCUGUUCGGCAAUAAGAUUCUUUCGUCUUUAGUCAAUUGCUGUUCAGAUGUAUGCAAGUUUAAUUUCAUCUGCGAAGGGAAAAAAAUUGUUGAUUGUUGUCCACUCUCUCAAUGGAUGCGUGUUCAGCAGCCAAAUCUAGCUGGAAUCAUUGUCAAGGAGGUCAGUUGACGUACUCCAGCAAAAUGAAAGAUUAUUCUUCUACUUUCCUGGUCUCUCGGCCAUUACAAAUAGCUUGUCAUUUUUUAAGAACAGUCCACUGAGUGAUCCUACUUCUUGGGAUGCCAGUUCUUGAGAAUAUUAUGGUCGUUGUUCUCAAGUCGCUUGGUCAAUGAAAUUUGAAACCAUUUAAGAACAUGAGAAGCUUGCUGCUCAAACUAAUCAAGUUACCAACUUUAGUGGGAAUACGGGCCUAGCCCUUCGGAUUGGCUUGUUCAAGCCCGUUUAACAAGAGGGCUGAACUUGUAAUUAAAACUCUUGAAAUGUAAUUUGAGUUGAAAUGUGUUGAGGGCCAAUCUAUUUAAGGCCACGUAA